AUGGGGGUCAGUUUGGUUGCAAGGCCAGAGAUAUUGCUCCAUCUCCAAAACCUGGGAGUGGAUCUCAAGCAUGGGGAAAUGCUUCAUCUCAAAGCUAGAGCCAAAUAUCCAGUUCAUUUGCCUGCUCAAUCUCCUGCUUUUGCUCAACCUCAUGCUUCAUCCUUCAUACUGGAAAUCCAUCGGGGUUUUUCCUGCUCCAGGCCAAUCAGGUAUGCCCCAUCCGAUUCUUGGAGACCUUUACUCCCUGGUCAAUCAAACAUACAGCCACUUCCUGCUCAACCCACACAUACCUUGGGGUAUGGGUGUCACAGGCCAUCAAAGUACUGUGCCAGACAGGGGCCUGAGAAUCAAUACUGGUUGGGGCAAAUGCCAGUAACCCAAGCAUGGUUGGGGAGGACAAUUACCUGCGAGUACAAAUAUGAACUGGGGAACCCAGAACAAGCACAGGCUCCCGGAAAUGCAAAUUCAGGUUGGUCUGCACCUGUAAAUGGACAAUUUCCUGGAAAUGCGAUUCCUAGCUGGGUGCCACCUGGCCAAGGACCACCACCUUUAAAUGCAAAUCCAGGUUGGGUUGCUCCUGGACAAGGCCAGCCCCUGAAAUGCAAAUCCCGGUUGGGGGGCCCCUACUGGGAAUUCAGGCAUGUGGGAGGUGAACAGAAGAAUGGUGGAGACAGGUUCUCAGGCCAAAGAAUGGACUCCUCAGGUGGUGAUCCUGAGAUACUGCGCCUGAGUCAUCUACGUGAUCGAGCCAGUGAUUUAGGGCGUAGAAAAGAGCUUAGAGAAUGUGUGGAGAAGUUGCAGCUUUUAAAGACGCCAGAGGAGCGGCAGCGUAGACUGGAGGACAUUCCAGAAAUUCAUUCAGACCCUAACAUGGAUCCAAGUUAUGAGUCUGAUGAGGAUGAGGGUGAAACAGAUGACAAGAGACAAGAAAACUCUAUGAGACCAAGAGGCAGUGGCUUUAGCAGGAGAGGAAGAGAACCUAUUUCCCCUGGGAGGGUAGCUUCUGCUUCAAAUGAUUCUUUUAGUGGGACAAGGAAUUAUUCAGGUGGAAAUAAAGAAUUGAGUAGAAACUUGUCUAAUAAAGGUUUCUCAAACAAAGGGGAUGAUUUGUUUGGAGCUGGCGAGAUAGUGAAUGAAAAUCUAUGGAACCAAGCAAGAGCUAAAGAAACUCAGCAAUUAAACAGUUGGGAGAAGCCAAGAAUUGCUUCAAAUUUAGAAACUAGAAAUCCCCAUUCUGUGGUGUUAUCAGAACCAAGUUCUAGGGUUGUUUCAGAAAUUUCACCAAUACCUGGUUCUACAGGUGGAGCACAGUCUUCUCCCAAAAUUAACGAAUCAGAGAAAAUGUGGCACUACAAGGAUCCCUCUGGGAAAGUUCAAGGACCAUUUUCUAUGGUGCAGCUGCGAAAAUGGAACAACACUGGUUAUUUUCCUACUAAUUUGGGAAUAUGGAGAUCUAAUGAGAAGCCAGAGGACUCGAUACUUUUGACUGAUGCAUUGAGUGGCAAGUUCAAUAAAGAUCCUCCAUUGAUGGACAGCAGUUUGUCUCAAACGGUCUCAUACUCUGGGAAGCCUCAUGGAGCAACUUUGCAGCAAGGAAUGGAGAUUCAAGUUGGAGGAAAUUCAAACUUCGAUCAGAAUCGUACAGCUUGGAAUUCACAUGAUUCCCUGAGUUCUGUAGCUCAAUCGGUACUUGGUUCUUCUACAGGUGGGGCGGCUUCUUCCUCACUUGAGGUUCCUAAGAGUUAUAGAGAUGGCUGGGGUUCUGAAACGAACCUCCCAUCUCCAACUCCAAGUACCACAGUUCAGACCAAGGGAAAAACUUUUGAAAGAGAAUGGUCACCCACCCCUACUAAACCAUCUGGUCCCCUCAUGAUGGCCAACCAAUUUUCUGGAGGCAAUGGAGGGCAGCAAUCUUCUACUUUGCUUGUUCCAGAGAGUGGGCAAUUGUUGCAUACUUCCAUUCCAACACCUUCUACAUCAAAAUUGAGUGGUAAUGUGGAUAGUUUAAAUAUGUCUCAUGGAGUGAGUUUAGCAUCUAAGCCUGAAAUAGGCGAAUCACACAGGGUGCUAGUCAAUUCCCAUCAGCUACCAGUGACUAAUUCAACUGUUGCCUCUAUGAAUGCUGGUGUUGAUUUGAAAAAUAUUGGUGCUGCUAUCCAGAACUUGGUUCAACCUGUGACUACUCAGAUUCCCCCUGUAGAAACUCAUGGAUGGGGAUCAGGUUUGGUUGCAAGGCCAGAGAUGAUUGCUCCAUCUCCAAAACCUGGGAGUGGAUCUCAAGCAUGGGGAAAUGCUUCAUCUCAGAAGCUAGAGCCAAAUAAUCCAGUUCAUUUGCCUGCUCAAUCUCCUGCUUUUGCUCAACCUCAUGCUUCAUCCUUCAGUACUGGAAAUCCAUCUGGGGUUUUUCCUGCUCCAGGCCAAUCAGGUAUGCCACCAUCCGAUUCUUGGAGACCUUUACUCCCUGGUCAAUCAAACAUACAGCCACUUCCUGCUCAACCCAACAUACCUUGGGGUAUGGGUGUCACAGGCCAUCAAAGUACUGUGCCGAGACAGGGGCCUGAGAAUCAAGGUACUGGUUGGGGGCAAAUGCCAGUAAACCCAAGCAUGGGUUGGGGAGGACAAUUACCUGCGAGUACAAAUAUGAACUGGGGAACCCAAGGACAAGCACAGGCUCCCGGAAAUGCAAAUUCAGGUUGGUCUGCACCUGUAAAUGGACAAGUUCCUGGAAAUGCGAUUCCUAGCUGGGUACCACCUGGCCAAGGACCACCACCUUUAAAUGCAAAUCCAGGUUGGGUUGCUCCUGGACAAGGGCCAGCCCCUGGAAAUGCAAAUCCCGGUUGGGGGGCCCCUACUGGGAAUUCAGGCAUGUGGGGAGGUGAACAGAAGAAUGGUGGAGACAGGUUCUCAGGCCAAAGAGAUAGGACUCCUCAGGGUGGUGAUCCUGGUUAUGGUGGAGGUAGACCUUGGAAUAGACAGUCAUCAUUUGGCAACCGAGGAGGGGUAGAUUCAUCGAGGCCUCCUUUUAAUAAAGGGCAGAGAGUAUGUAAAUUCCAUGAGAGUGGACAUUGCAAGAAAGGAUCUCAAUGUGAUUAUCUACACACUUGAGAUAUGGGAAUUGAAUGGAGCGCUGUGCGCUGUGUAGAGCAGUUCAAUCUGUACAGUUAUUUUAGUUAAAGAAAGUUUGACAUUAAAUCUUUUUAAGCUUUAUACACAGUAUAACCUUUUGUAGAUUAGCGGUUACUUCAUCUUUUUGCAGUUUUGCGGCUCACCUGCUUUUUAUUAAUUUUAUUUGUCUCAGUGAA
Molecule: messenger RNA, 3302 nt
Organism: Pistacia vera
Lineage: Eukaryota; Viridiplantae; Streptophyta; Magnoliopsida; Sapindales; Anacardiaceae
Product: zinc finger CCCH domain-containing protein 19-like
Exons: 4
Coding region: 1-3105 (1034 amino acids)
Cellular component (GO): Cdc73/Paf1 complex
Molecular function (GO): metal ion binding; RNA polymerase II C-terminal domain phosphoserine binding
Source: RefSeq, a predicted model, not a curated record